Molecule: messenger RNA, 914 nt
Organism: Drosophila sulfurigaster albostrigata
Lineage: Eukaryota; Metazoa; Arthropoda; Insecta; Diptera; Drosophilidae
Product: probable maleylacetoacetate isomerase 2
Exons: 3
Coding region: 56-778 (240 amino acids)
Biological process (GO): L-phenylalanine catabolic process; glutathione metabolic process
Cellular component (GO): cytoplasm; mitochondrion
Molecular function (GO): glutathione transferase activity; maleylacetoacetate isomerase activity
Source: RefSeq, a predicted model, not a curated record
CAUUGCGCUAAUUAAAUCAGCUGUUAUGUGCAGAAAAGUGCGCAUUUAAAGCAAAAUGAGUUUUUUGAAACAUCUAAAUUCAAGAUUGAGUUAUUUUGCUCAAACUGGGAAACGCAUGUUCAGUUCGUCCCACUGCAAAAAUGAAAAGCCAAUAUUGUACUCAUAUUGCCUCAGUUCCUGCUCAUGGCGAGUACGUAUUGCGUUGGGGCUGAAAAAUAUUUCGUAUGACCUUAAACCAACUAGCUUGCUCAAGACGGAUGCAGUACACAGCUAUACUCCUGAGUAUCGGGAAUUGAAUCCAAUGCAGCAAGUGCCGGUGCUUCAAAUUGAUGGGCAAACGCUUUGCGAUUCUGUGGCGAUAAUGCACUAUCUGGAAGAGACUCGACAGCACACCUCGAUAUUGCCUCAGAAUCCGCAGGGUCGAGCCAAAGUGCGUGAAAUAGUUGAAAUAAUAUGCUCUGCUAUCCAACCUCUUCAAAAUCGCCUUGUAUUGGCUCACCUAGGUAAAGAAAAAAGCAUCGAAUGGGCCCAGCAUUGGAUAACCCGCGGAUUCAUAGGACUGGAAACGGUAUUGUCGUCGUCAUCUGGAAGAUAUUGUGUCGGUGAUGAGAUCUCCAUGGCUGAUUGUUGCCUUGUCCCACAAGUAUUCAAUGCCAGACGAUAUCAUGUAAAUUUGGAUCCCUAUCCAACAAUUUUGAGAAUCAAUGCCAAUUUAGAAAGCGAACAAGUUGUCAUUGACAGUCACCCACGCAAACAACCAGACUAUCCAAAAAAAUAGUUUAAAAGACCCAUAAAACUGUUAAAUGUUUUUUACUGAUUGUGAUUGUAUAGCAAUUCUAUUCAAUGAGGUUUACAGAUAAAGCUAAAUAAAAAAUCAACUGCAAAUAAAUUCCGAUAUAUAAGUCACAAGUCAA